UAAGCUUACAUACAAAUAUUGACAACAUGAUGCUUUUUAAUUAGCUCUAAGAAUUGGUUUAUAUUUCAGAACUAAUUGUAAUAUUUUCUUUAUAGAAAAAUUGUGCAAUCGUUAAAAUUAAAUCUUAAUGUGGCAGUUACUGCAACUACUGGAAUGGCAAGUCUGCAGAUUGGCCAUGGUGCAACUACUUUGCACCAUUGGGCCGGGAUACUUGAUGGUCGUCAUACAUAUGAAAAGUUGGCAGAAUUAUUUGACAAUGAUGACCAGUUUUCUAAUGCCAAGAAGAGAAUUGAAGAAGCUGAUACACUGAUAAUUGAUGAAAUAUCAAUGCUGUCAUUAAAAGUGUUUGAAAUGGUUGAAUUUGUGUGCAGGCAUGUCAAAAAGAAUACCAAAAUUUUUGGUGGUAUACAGGUGAUAGGAUGUGGUGAUUUUAAACAGUUGCCACCAGUACCAAAUCGCCGAUAUGAUGAUCACGGUGCAUACUGCUUUGAAAGUGAUAAAUUCAAUUUGUCAUUUCCUCAUCACAUCAAUUUAAUAGAGGUUGUCAGGCAGCAUGAGGUUAUGCUCAUUAAAGCAGUAAACCAGCUUUGUGUUGUGCCAGAUGAACAAACUGUUUCUUUCCUAAAACAACUGGAUCGUCCAUUGAAUGUACCAAAUCAUGAAGUCACAAAAUUAUUUGGAACCAAUUUUGAUGCUCAGUUUAUUAAUCAUGAAAUGUUGGAAGAAAUAGAUGAAGACUUGGUGGUUUACAAGGCUGAAGAUGAAGGGAAUGUACGUAUUUUGAGAGACUGUGUGGCUCCCAAAAGCCUACUGUUGAAGAAAGGUGCCAAAGUCAUUUUAGUCAAAAAUAUUACUCAGGGACUUUGUAAUGGCAUGCAGGGAGUUGUACACCAUGUGGCAAAGGAUAGUCUUCCUAUUAUCAUGAUUAUCAACUUUAAUGGAAAGUUAGUUACUCUUGAAAGAGCUUCCUUUGAUGUUUUUGAUCUGAAACAACAGAAGAAUUUGGCUAGCAGGAAACAGUUUCCUGUAAUAUUGGCAUUUGCACUUACUGUACAUAGAGCACAAGGACAGACACUGCAAAAUGUGGAAGUUGAUUCUUUUUCAUUUUUUGCUCCAGGACAGAUGGGUGUUGCAGUUGGGUGUGCAGUCAGCAUUGACGGUUAA
Molecule: messenger RNA, 1164 nt
Organism: Mytilus trossulus (common blue mussel)
Lineage: Eukaryota; Metazoa; Mollusca; Bivalvia; Mytilida; Mytilidae
Exons: 3
Coding region: 154-1164 (336 amino acids)
Biological process (GO): DNA repair; telomere maintenance
Molecular function (GO): DNA helicase activity
Source: RefSeq, a predicted model, not a curated record